CUGCAUUCCUCCUCUGAACCCUUUUCUUCAAGCUAAUAGUCCUAAACGCCUCUGCAGAACAGCAACUGAAAACAUCAGAGGAUCAAGGAGUUUUUAUACGGCUGCUCUGAAUCUAACGGGGCCAUGAAAAAUGUGCUACCUUGGAGAUUUCUUCUGGUUUCUUUGCCGCAGGAUACAUAGAUCUUGCUGCAUACAGAUAUGGCGUGUCUGCUCGUUUCCAUCACUGUGCUGCAUUUGGUCACCUUGGCCAUGCUUUUCAUCGCCACUCUGGAAAAGUCCUGGUGGGUAUGGACGGAGUCAGAAAUCACUGAUCUUUGGCAUAACUGCUUCUAUAUGAACACCACACAAACCUGGGUGUGUGCAACGACCACUGAAAGCGACUGGCUUCAGUCUGUCCAGGCCCUCAUGAUCCUAUCUGUGGUCUUUUCAUCUGUCUCCUUCCUGGUUUUUCUGGGUCAGCUCUUCAUCUUGUCCAGGGGGAGUCUCUUCUACUUUACAGGCCUCUGCCAGGCAUUCGCAGGUUUUACAGACUUUGCCGCUUGCCUCAUCUUCACCUUCCACAGAGAGGAGAUUCUCCAGAAAGGCUCCAGAGAUCUGAACAAAGGACACUUUGGCUACUGUGUCAUCCUGGCAUGGCUGUGCAUCCCUCUUCUUCUUGUCAGUGGAGUCCUGUACCUCCAUCUGCGAAAGAAGCAGUGAAGCAAGCAUAAAUACAUACAGACAGGGACCUGUUUUUUUUAGAAUCUUUACUCUCAAUGAAAUAAAAUGAGGUUAAAUGCUUCUAUGAGCAACAUACUUUUAUGUUUUUUUUUCUCUCUUGUGUGAUCGUGAGAGCAUCUUAGAAAUGCAUUAAGAUCUAAUCUCAUUGUACCACAUGAAAUACUAUUAAAGAGAAAAAACUCAAAACCA
Molecule: messenger RNA, 909 nt
Organism: Girardinichthys multiradiatus
Lineage: Eukaryota; Metazoa; Chordata; Actinopteri; Cyprinodontiformes; Goodeidae
Product: epithelial membrane protein 3-like
Exons: 6
Coding region: 199-699 (166 amino acids)
Cellular component (GO): plasma membrane
Source: RefSeq, a predicted model, not a curated record